AUGAGAUGAGAUGAGAUGUGAUGAGAGUCAAUCUGAUUGCUGAAGUCUCGUUCGUUAGCCUCAUACACAACCUCCCAUAACUGCUUCCACCGGCGGAACACUAAAUUUCAUGGUCUAAAACCGCCGUCUACCAUGGCGAUUGCCGACGACGACCACCACCACCACAAGGCUCGCUCCGACGGAACGCUCUGGUGGCUCUGCCAGUUCUGGAAAUCAGGAAUAGCUUCUUCUUCGUCCUCUUCUUCAAUUCAGAACUCUAUCCACCAAAAUGGAGGAGUCGCAUCGAAUCCUCGCUCUUCGUCUUCGAAUACAGUUUUUUCGGCCGCGAGGUCGCUCCUUCCGACCAGGCGUCGUCUCCGUCUCGAUCCGGCCAAAAAUCUCUACUUUCCCUGUAGUGACUUUUCUUUUCAAUUGGGAACAUUACCCUAUGUUUGGGAACCAUGGAGCAAAGUUGUCAAUCCCAUACCGGAUAAGGUCGUGUACGAUAGGAUACCGUGGAAUUCCAGUUUUCUGCUGGUUUUUUCGGGUAUGAACGAAACUCACCAGAACAAAGCGAGAUUUGCACCGAAACAAAAAUGGACUCUGCGUGCCCUAUUUUUCUUUUGGUACGAUGAACUGGGUAAGCAGGUCAGAAGUGCUGUUAGGAUUAAGAACACUAGCAGGUCUCAUGUUGCUUUCAAGUUUCAAACUACUGCGCCAAAGAGCUGUUACAUGCGACCACCUGGAGGUAUCCUUGCUCCUGGUGAAAGCCUUAUUGCAACCGUGUUCAAGUUCAUGGAACAUCCAGAAAAAAAUGAGAAGCAAAUAGAUCAGACGAGCAAGGUCAAGUUUAAAAUCAUGAGUUUGAAAGUGAAAAAAGGGAUGGAUUAUGUAUCUGAAUUGUUCGAUGAGAGAAAGGAUCAAGUAACUGUUGAGCAAGUUCUGCAUGCUGUGUUUUUGGAUGUGGAACAGUCUAGUCCUGCAUUGGAAAAACUGAAGCGUCAGUUAGCUGAAGCUGAGGCUGCGCAGGAAGAACACAAGAAACCUCUAGCAGACACUGGUCCACGAGUUGUCGGUGAAGGUCUUGUUAUAGAUGAAUGGAAAGAGCGAAGGGAGAAAUACCUUGCUCGGCAACAGGUUGAAGCUGUAGAUUCGGUGUAAACUGCAGUUUGCUUUUCUUGUAAGUCCUCCUUUCGUCCAGAGAAGUGUUUCAACCCCUUGCAUGUGGGUUCCUUGUGAAAGGUGGAGGGGACGUGUUCAUCCAAUGCUUAAUGUAGAGAACAAUAAUGUGAUUUAAUGUUAUCAUUGCUCAUGAGAUAAAUGUAUGUUGACAAGGUUUCGUGUUUGGGCUAUGCCUUCAUGCUUUGUAUAUAAUGGAUUUUUUUCCUAUGAUAAGAAUGUGUUGUCCCUUUUUGGUGAAUAAAUUUUUCUCUAAUACAUCUGCUUGCCACA
This is a messenger RNA of Camellia sinensis, 1431 nucleotides long. NCBI's taxonomy places the organism in Eukaryota, Viridiplantae, Streptophyta, Magnoliopsida, Ericales, Theaceae. The record is from RefSeq and is a predicted model, not a curated record.